AUGGGGGCAAGUAUCUAUAAAUGCAUGAAUGUUGAAGGAAAUGAAGCUGCAAUCGAUCCCAAAGGUGUAGCCAAAGAUUCCCAAAAGAUUGAAUUAUGUGAAGAUGAAGAAAUCAUCAUGCCAGUGUUGAAACUAAGUUACCAAAACUUGUCGCCUCAACCAAGACAAUGUUUUGCUCAUUGCUCUUUAUAUCCUAAGGAUCGGGUAAUAGAUAAGGAUGAGUUGAUUCAACUUUGGAUGGCACAAGGUUAUCUUGAAUUUUCAGAUGAAAAACAGACCAUGGAAGACAUCGGUAACCAUUUUGUGAAUAUUUUAUUGAUGAAGUCAUUUUUCCAAGAUGCUGAAGUUGAUAGUGACCGUGAUUUAACUAGUUUUAAAAUGCACGAUUUAAUGCAUGAUCUUGCCAUGCAAAUAGCUGGCCAUGAUUGUUGUUAUUUGGAUAGUGAGACAACAAGUGUUGUAGGAAGUCCCAUGCAUGUAAUGUUCAGCGAUGCUAUUUGUUUGUUAGAAUCAUUGGAUGCAAGCAGGGUGCAAACUUUAAUUUUCGAGAACAACAUUUCAGGAAAUUGGUAUGAGAAGGAAUUGUCUGUAAUUUCAAAAUUCAAAUACCUACGCUUUUUGAAGCUGUCAUAUUGUUCUAUAAGUAAGUUGUGUGAUUCAAUUGGAAAUUUGAAACAUUUAAGAUAUCUUCAGUUGUGGUACUGUGCAGGACUAGAAGGCAUUUUCAAAUCUAUUAGUAACAUUGUUUGUCUUCAAACACUUAUAUUGGUUGAGUGUCGAGUAUUUGAAUUUUCUACAAAAGAUGUCUUAAGUUUAAUCAAUUUGAGAUAUCUUCAUAUUGAAAAUUUAAAAGCAUUUAAAGAGAAGAAAACAACGGUUGGAUUUGGAAAAUUAAGCCUGGGGGAGCAGUAUAAGGGUUUCAUUUUUACCAACUGGCUUUCUUCCCUCACAAACAUUGUGAAAAUAUUUCUUAGGAACUGUCAAGGUGUGCAAUAUCUCCAACCAAUGGAACGUCUCCCAUUCCUGAAGUAUCUUUUUAUAGGCGACCUUCAUGAGUUGGAGUACAUAUAUUAUGAAGAGUCUCUUUUGUCUGAAGCAUUCUUCCCUUCUUUGGAGGUUCUCAGAAUUUUUAGAUGCGAAAAGUUGAAGGGAUGGUCGAGGAUAAGGGAUGAAAACUCUUCACAAUCAUAUCAUCUCUCCUUUUCGCCUUGUCUUUCUUACUUAACUAUUGUUGAUUGUCCAAUGUUGACUCACAUGCCUACUUUUCCAAACCUCGACAAGAAAUUGGAUUUCUUUGAUUGUAAUACGGACACAUUAGAAGCAACAUUAAACAUGGUAAAAUCGAAUUCUUCGAUUGGAUUCCCUCCACUUUCCUUGCUAAAAUUCUUGAUUCUUGGCGGACACGAGCUGGACGUGAAAACACUCCCAAAUGAUUGGAUGGAAAAUCUGACUUCUCUCAAGCAUCUUGAAUUUUAUAAUCUUCCAAAUCAAACAUUUCAAGAAAUUGAAGCUUGGUUUGAGGAAAGACUCAAUUAUCUUCCUUCCCUGCAAAAGAUUAAAAUUUCUCAAUGUUUCGAGCUAGAGGUGUUUCCAGUUUGGAUUUGCAACCUCUCGUCACUUCAGCAUAUAACCAUUUCUGAAUGUCAAAUUUUAGCUUUACUGCCCGAUGGAAUGCCUCGUCUUACCAACUUACAGACCCUUGAAAUCAUUCAAAGUCCCCUCUUAGUUGAAGAAUGCAGGAGAGAAACAAGUGCAACAUCUCUCAAAAUUGCUCACAUCCCAAACAUAAUCUUAAAGUGAUCUUCUCUUAUAGUUAUCUAGCUGAUGCGAUCUAUAUGUUCACGAAUGCUGAUGGAAAUGUAGCCGCAAUCAAUCCCAAAGGCGUGGCUAGAAGUUGCUGCUAGUUUUGUGCUGUGUAUGGAUGGAUUAGUACAUGCGUGUAUUAAUUGGAUCAUUGAGUAAAGGAAAUCAGAGAUAUGGCUUCACCUCCUUCGAUGCCACUGUCUCUUGAAAUAGCUGUUGAUGGUGCUAGUGUAUCUCAAUAGUUGCUACUGUAUCUCUAAAUGAUAAUGAGUUAAAUGUUGUAAUUUGUUAUCUA
Vicia villosa (hairy vetch) is the source of this 2098-nucleotide messenger RNA. RefSeq names its product putative disease resistance protein RGA3. Lineage: Eukaryota; Viridiplantae; Streptophyta; Magnoliopsida; Fabales; Fabaceae. The record is from RefSeq and is a predicted model, not a curated record. The transcript is spliced from 4 exons. The coding region runs from base 1 to 1800 and encodes 599 amino acids.